UAUAUUAUAAGGUACUGCUUUUGCUUUAGUCGUGUUUAACAGUAGCCGAAAUUGUUUUUAUUAACAAUAUAAAAAAAACAUAUAAUUUCCCAGAGGAAAAAUAUCAGGAGAGGAGAUAGAGAGCAUGGGAUGGGAUGGGACUCAAUGAUGAGGAUAACGUAGAGACGUGAUAUGGUUAUAUAAGCUGACGUCACUCUCAAACCGCGAUUCAAGGAUCUUUCCUCUGUUUUUAUUUUUGUCUUCUGUGUAUAUAUACACACAUAAGAGUAUCAAUGUCUACGGCUUCUUGGAUUCAGCCUCCUUGUAGAUACUACUCACCAGAUCGUCGUGGUGGUGGUUUCGCUAAGCCAAGCUGUAGCAGAGCAAGGCAGUUUCCCGGCGUCGUUUCUUCUUCAUCGUGCUCUUGUGGCUAUUCCGAGAUUUUGAAUUUUGAUUUCGGGUCUAGCAGAAGCUGGAACCAUCAGGGACUCAGAGUUCAAGCAAUGAGUGCCACUGCCCAACGGAAAUUUUCGCUAUCUAAAGGUGACGCCGAUGAGAAAGUUGAACCUGAUCACCUUCUUGUUCUUGUACACGGUAUCUUGGCCAGUCCUAGCGACUGGCUCUACGUAGAAGCUGAGAUGAAAAGACGCCUUGGAAGAAGAUUCUUGAUUUAUGCAAGUUCUUCAAAUACCUUCACUAAAACGUUUGGCGGGAUCGAUGGAGCUGGGAAACGAUUAGCAGAAGAGGUUAGGCAAGUUAUCCAAAAGAGCAAGAGCUUAAAGAAGAUUUCCUUCUUAGCCCACUCCCUCGGCGGCUUAUUUGCCAGACAUGCUGUUGCUGUUCUUUACUCGGCACCAGCCAGUGAUGGUGCUGCUGUCUCUAACUCCGGGAAUUCACAUCUUCCGCGAGGUCUGCUUGCUGGGCUAGAGCCGAUUAAUUUCAUCACCUUGGCAACACCUCAUCUAGGAGUCAGAGGCAGAAAGCAGCUGCCUUUCUUGUUGGGAGUUCCUAUAUUAGAAAGACUCGCUGCACCAUUAGCUCCAUUCGUUGUUGGUCGGACUGGUAGCCAGUUGUUUCUUACUGAUGGUAAAGCUGAUAAACCACCUCUUCUAUUGAGAAUGGCGUCUGAUUGUGAAGAUCUGAAAUUCUUAUCGUCCUUGGGGUCGUUCCGAAGCCGCAUCGUGUAUGCAAACGUAUCUUAUGACCACAUGGUUGGUUGGCGUACAUCUUCCAUAAGGAGAGAAACUGAACUUUUCAAGCCUCCACGCCGGUCACUAGAUGGAUACAAGCAUGUUGUUGAUGUUGAAUACUGCCCUCCUGUUUCGUCGGAUGGAGCUCAUUUUCCUCCAGAAGCUGCUAAAGCCAAGGAAGCCGCACAAAGCUCGCCUAGUCCUCAGAACACACUCGAGUAUCAUGAAAUAGUGGAAGAUGAGAUGAUCCGUGGCCUGCAGACUUUAGGGUGGAAGAAAGUUGAUGUCAGCUUCCACUCCACCUUCUGGCCUUACUUAGCUCAUAACAACAUUCACGUGAAAAGUGAAAGGCUCUAUAAAGCAGGAGCUGGAGUUGUUGCGCAUGUUGCAGAUAGCAUAAAACAGCAAGAGACGUCCACGUUCAUCACUGCCAGCUUAUAGACUGUGUAAAGUCGUCGAGUGUUUAACCGGUUGAUGUUGAUUUCCGGUUGCUUUUCUAUGAACCAUUUCUGUGUUUUUUUUACUAUACAGUUUGGGAGAUUGGUCCGGAUUAAGAACUUUCAGUCUUACUUUUUCCUUUUUCCAGUUCGUCUGUACAUUAUUUUCUUGUAUUACCUUGGUGAUUUUACAACACUUGAAAGUUGGUAUAGAAAUAUACAUAUUUUUGUUCCAAUUUAAAA
This is a messenger RNA of Brassica rapa (field mustard), 1849 nucleotides long. RefSeq lists its product as uncharacterized. Gene Ontology annotation, biological process: lipid metabolic process. NCBI's taxonomy places the organism in Eukaryota, Viridiplantae, Streptophyta, Magnoliopsida, Brassicales, Brassicaceae. The record is from RefSeq and is a predicted model, not a curated record.